GGAAAGCCGGGGCGCACCCGCGGGAGGAGCAGCGGCAGCGCCGAGCGGCGCCGGGAGCCGGGGGAGCACCGCCGCCGGGAGCCGGGGGAGCACCGCCGCCGGGAACCAGGGGAUCGCCACCGCCGCAGCGCGGAGCAGCGGGAAGAGCCCCUGUCGGCGCGGCCGAGAGGAGCCGCUGAGGCGGAGCCCGGCGAGCGCUCCCGCCGGAGGGAGCCGCCGGCGCCCUUCCCCCGGGAGGCUGCGCUCGCCCCCGGCCUUGCGGGGGAGCCGCCGCCCCGGCCUUGCGGGGGGACCGCGGGGGAGCCGCCGGCAGGGCCGCGGCGAUGAUGUCGGGGCAGUCGAUCACCGACCGCAUCACGGCGGCGCAGCACAGCGUGACCGGCUCGGCCGUGGCCAAGGCUGUGUGCAAGGCGACGACCCACGAGGUGAUGGGCCCCAAGAAGAAGCACCUGGACUAUCUAAUACAGUGCACAAAUGAAAUGAAUGUGAAUAUUCCACAGUUGGCAGACACACUCUUUGAGAGAACUGCAAACAGUAGCUGGGUUGUAGUGUUCAAAGCUCUAAUUACAACACACCACCUCAUGAUGUAUGGAAACGAGCGCUUUAUCCAGUAUCUUGCAUCCCGGAAUACUUUGUUCAACUUAAAUAACUACCUGGACAAAAGUGCCAUGCAGGGCUAUGAUAUGUCUACCUUCAUUAGGCGAUACAGCAGAUACUUGAAUGAAAAAGCACUUUCAUAUAGACUUGUAGCAGUUGACUUCACCAAAAUGAAAAGAGGGAUAGAUGGAGUGAUGAGAACUAUGAAUCCUGAAAAGCUUCUGAAAACCCUUCCAAUCAUACAGAACCAGCUUGAUGCACUCCUUGAUUUUGAUGCAAAUCCAAAUGAACUAACAAAUGGUGUUAUAAAUGCUGCCUUUAUGCUCCUCUUUAAAGAUUCCAUUAGACUUUUUGCAGCAUACAAUGAAGGGAUUAUUAAUCUUUUAGAAAGAUAUUUUGAUAUGAAGAAGAACCAGUGCAAAGAAGGCUUGGAUAUUUACAAAAAAUUUCUAGCCAGAAUGACCAAAUUGUCAGAAUUCCUCAAAGUAGCAGAGCAAGUUGGAAUUGAUCAGGGUGACAUUCCAGAUCUUACUCAGGCACCCAGUAGCUUGCUUGAGGCACUGGAACAGCAUUUGGCUUCUGUGGAGGGAAAGAAAACAAAAGAAGUCUCUGCUGCCAGCAGAGCUAGUGCCCUAUCCAGUGCUGUUUCCUCACUUGCCAAUACAGGAAUGUCAUUCAGCAGGAUGGAUGAGAAAGAAAAGCAGCAGGCAUUGGAGGAGGAACAAGUUAGACUGCAGGCCCUGAAGGAGCAGCGAUUAAGAGAGAUUUCUGUGGUAUCAAAUUCCACUUCCACAUCAGCAUCCCCAAGCACUUUAUCAGGAAAAAGUGUGAAUACCACUGUAGCUGUUGACCUCUUUGCUGCACCAGCACCCACAACAAAUAGCAUGCCCAACCUUUCUAGUGAUCUUUUUGAUCUUCAGCCUGCAUUUGUUCCAACUGUGCAGAGUACUCCAGCUAUAUCAACAUCAGCAAGCAGUGCUUGGGGAGGUCCUUUCUCGUCUUCAAAUGGUUGUCUUGGUUCUCCACCUCAUCUGGACAUCUUUGACAUGAAGCCAGUUGAAGAAGCUGUAAAAUCUGCCACCCCUUUCAUCAAUUCUUCUUUUUCUUCCAAACAAACGGUGGAACUAUUUAGUGAUGACUUUAGUGGUCAUAAACCUACAUAUGCUUCUGUGUAUCAUCCUCUGACUGUUGAUGGUUUCCCUCUUCAUUCAGCUCCUCCAAGUACCACCUCUUCAACAAUUAAUGUGGACUUUGAUGCUGUUUUUGGAGCAAAAUCUUCAGCACCAGAGUACAGGACUGCAAGUGAUGAUGUGUUGCAACCCACAGUACCACCACAAAGUCAAAGAGCCACUGUAGCCAGCCAGCAAAGUGGAAAAAUUUUGGCAAAUGACCUCGAUUCUUCACUUGCUAAUCUAGUGGGAAAUCUUGGCUUUGGAGGAACUCCAUCCAAAAAGUCAGACAUGCAGUGGUCCCAGCCUACAGAGAAAAAACUUACUGGUGGAACUAACUGGCAAGCAAAAACAAGCACAUCAACCACAUGGAACCCGACUCCCCUACCCACCAUUCCACACAUGAAUGGAGUACACUAUCCUGGAUAUGUACCUGCUCCUAUCACAUACCCAUUGACCACACCUCAAGUGCCUGUAUAUGGAAUGGUACCUCCUCAGGUUGGAGCUGCUCCUUUGAUGGCACCCCAGUCAAUGAUGUAUACACAGCCUGGUCUAAGGCCAACAAAUCCUUUUGCACCUGUUUCUGAAACUCAGAUACAGUUUAUGUAGAGCCACCAAAGCAACAAGAUGUGAGAACAACCAAAUACUGCAGAAAACUGUAUUUUUGAGGUUGACUCAGAAGGUGCAAGCUGGAUUAUCAUCUUCAAAGCCGAAGAGAAGGUUACAUGAUUGCUCUACAACCUUAAUCAUCAGUGGAUGACCUUGGGAAUUGACUGAGGAUGUCAAAGCUAUUUAUUUUCUCCAUAAAUUCUGUGGCUGUUGUAACCAAGACACAACACAAAUCAAGUUGAGCAAUAAAAUUUUUAUGUGCUCUAAUAAAUACUCCGACAGAGCAAUGCUUACAUUAUCAUAAGGCCAAUGUUGUGUGAAAUCAGACAGCUUUUUCACAUUAGAAUAGCUUAUAGUAAUUUGCAAACUUUAUAAUGUGAGUUUGAAAUGCUGUGAAUCAACAAGACACAUACUUAUUACAUAUAUAUAUAUAUAUAGUAAAAAUAACAAAUUGCUCCAUUGAUAUAUCAGUGUUACAGGGGAGUUAAAAGAGCCGGGCUCUGAUGUGGGCUGCAAGUCUGUGAUGGAGGAGGGGAGACAAGUGUGUGACAGAACAGCACGUGCAGCCUGCAACAGGAGCUGCACUUCCAUCAGGUACCUUCUCUGCAGGUGGCAUCUUUCAUCCUUCAAGGAAGAGUAGCUUUGGGAGCCAGUGCCUGUAGGUGUCCCCAGCCUCAGCACACGGGAGCAAUCUCAAAAUCCUGUUGCCAACUGCAAUCGAGACAAGAGAUCCAGUUCUUCUUUCUAAAGUCCAUUAGGUCAAAAGACUCAAACCUUGCAGUCGUGCUGACACUUGUGAACUGGCAACUGGGAAUUAUCCAGCUGUAGAGAAUAGCUUGUGCUGCUUUUUUGAAAUAAGAACCUAGUUGUAAACCAUAUAAAGGUAAUUAUUUUUAAAUGUGUAAAUAUGUGCAAACUUUUAGAUAAUCGUUUCUUUGAUGCUGCAGUAAUCUUUUUCUUCUGUAGUAAUUUCAAGGUUCAAAUGCUACGUUAAGAAAUCCAGACUCUUUUUGAGAGGAAAAUCUUUUAAAUCAACUAAUUUAUGAGGUAUUGCUGUUCACAAUGGGUCAGAUGUGUACAGACUUCUGGCACAUCUUUUGUAUUAAGGAAUCUUCCUCCAGAACUGAAAUUGGCUAUGAAAAUGCCUUAUCUUGUAUUUUUCACUGUCUGAUAAAAAGCGAUAGCAUUAAAAAAAUCCAAUAGUUCUAAUAAGUAGAUGGAACUGGGAACAACCUUUCCUCCAGAAGUUUCAUGGCAGAACACAAUGAAAAGCUCUCCCAUAAAAUUACUUCUAAUGAUUAAUAUUAAAGCUGACUUUUCAAAAAAUGAGUAGUUUUCUAUUGUUACAGUAAAUAGACCUCCAGAGUAGUAAGUCUUUUAUCUUUUGGAGAGUCUGUAAUUGCAGAAAUGCCUCUGACUCUGACCACAAAUGCAGGUAGGCCUGAGAAUCUUGUCUAACUCUCUGGUAGAGAACUUCUAAAUUACAGCAUAUUCCUCAAAGUGGGAACAUGCCUUCUCUUUUUCCCAAUGCUUAAUUCUGUCCAAAGAGUGCAAAAGCAGUAUCUCUUAACCCUAUGGAAGUAUUUUUGCCAAAUGAAAUAACAUAAAAUAAGCAAAAUAAAACUCCACUCCCCAACCCUUGGAAUCUGUAACUGCUGAUUUCUUGGGAAAUGUAACCUUGCAGAAAUUUAAAACUCAAGAGUUCCUUGAUUUUAAAAGAAUUUGGACCAGUAUAUGGCAAUUUAAUGUUCAAGUUUGAAUUACAAAGGGCUUCAAGCUUUAAACCACCUUUGCUGGGUUGAACAACUGUACCAUUUUAAGCCAAUGAGUUCUUCAGUGCCUAUAGUUGCCCUCCACAUGACGAGGGAAUAGAUGCCAUUUAGAGUAAGUCAUUGUGUUGAGGGGACUGUUCAUUUAGGAAGUAAUUGAAUUCUAUUGAUUUAUGCAGCAAUGCAAAGUCUUGUGUUCAAAUUAGACCAGUACAUGUAGUUAUAAAUGUCUGGGCAUUAGUGACAGAGGUGAGAGUGCUACAAGCAGGCAGUUCCAUGCACUGUAAGCUGUUAGGUCUCCUUCUCAUACUGAGUUGUAUAAGUAAUAAUUAAUUAUUUUAAUAAAAUAUGCAAAUAAAUGCCUGGCAAGCAGUAUAUAUUUGUUAUAACUUUAUUGCAGAGCAUUCUGAAUAUCUAGAAUGUACUUGGCUCAGAAAUGGAUAUAGUACUAGGUAAUAGUUUGCACUACUUCUGAUUUGCUCUGGAUCUUUUUACUGGUUCUUUGGUUAGCUUUCUUGUAGCAAAGCUGUCUGAUACCAAUUUAUUUAGUAUUAAAAAAGGAGAAACAGCCACAAAGUACAUUCUGAAAACUUUAUAACCUACCUUCUUUUUAGUCUCCUUCACAGUGUUUGAUACUUUGAAACACAGCAUUCAGUUUGAUCCCUGUGAAGGAAAGGUUGCUUCUCUCUGCACACGAGUGCACAGGACUGGGUUUUGCCAACCUCUUCCUCGUGCAUGUAUUGGAAUGCAUAAAAUGGCAGAGUGUAUGUUUCAAUAACAUAAUUCAUACAUAAGAAGUGAAAACCAAGGACUUGGGAUGCUGUCAAGGCUUUUAUGGCUCAGAAAAAAACCACCCAACACUUUGAAGACCAAGGUUGUUCUUGAGGGGUGACUGUAACAGGCCAAGGAGCUGCAAAUAGAAGUUAUGAUGAGUAAAACGAUGAAGAGAGAUGUAUAGAAAUGUGACUUUUCUUUGUUUGGUCAGAAUCACAUUGUGAACACUUCAAAAAGCAGGUAACUAAGAUGUCUGCCUGAACAAGGAGGAAGACUCAAAGUACUCCAUGGGCUUUGCAUUAUUGUGCUGUAGUGGGUCAUUUGAGCCACACUGGUGGGAGCUGGUGCUGCUACAGACAGGCUGUCCAUCAUGGGAUGCAACACAGGGUAACUUCUGGGGCAAUUGGGAAAGGUGGAUUGUGUGAGGCCUGUUGGACUUGAACAUGUAUCUCCUUUUAAAUAACUGGGGUUUUCUAAUGUUCUCUAGAUAUAGUUUGACUUUGCCUCCAAGAAGUUACUGAUUUUUUUUUUUUAUAAAAAAUAAUAAUUUUGGACAUGUGUACUAGAGAAAUCUCAGUUCUGUGCCCAGUGGUGGAAUAUUUGUAGGUAAAAAUAACAAAUGGACUUUGGGUUUAGAAAAAACAACAACAACAACAACCAACAGCAAAAACCACACAUACAAAAGUAACAACAACAAAACUUCUGACUGCCAGAUUGAAUACAGGGUGUAUCCCCAGCUGGGUUUUUUGAUGUGUGGCAGGGAGGGGGAGGGGUUUACAAUUAGAAUAGUAAUGCACUGUGGAUCGGUGCUUAAUUUGUACAUAAAAAGGAAAACUUUUUGUUUUGGGUAGUUUGUAUUGUAAGGACAGCAUCUAAAGGCACUGUGUAUCAGUCAUCUAUUUCCAUUUAAAAGAUUAUAUUUUUGAGCAAUGGAAACUGUACAUGUUAUCAUUUAUACAUUACUGAUAGGUAGGAAUAGAGAAAACCUGUUGCUAUGACUCUGAAGAUGUAUCUGACUUGUCAUUGAUCUGUACAUUGCUGCAUCACUACCUUAUACAGAUUCUCAUGCUCAUUUAUUUAAGGAGAUUGUAGUAACUGGUACAGUUACAACAGGAAUUGUAACGUCAAAACUUUCAGUAUAUCUCAAAUGUGUAUCCUUGUAGUUAAGUUUAAUCCUUUACCAAAUGUUUGGCUGGAAUUUCAUCUUGGAGCAAUGACACAAUCGGUGCUGGAACAGAUUUCCCUCACCCCAACCCACACUUUAUUUAUUUGAUAGGUCUUGUUUUGUAUGUUAUGUUUUCCCCCAUGACAGGUUUGUGCCUUUUAUUGGAUAUUUAUUUAAAAGGAGCGAUAAUUUAGGUUGCUUUUUUUCAGAUGUAUUCUUGUACAGCUGUUCCUUUAUGUGAGUUCCUUCGUUUUAUAAGAAUACAGAAUGUGUGGAAUAUACUAGCCACAAACUGGAAAAAAAUUUUGAGGGUUUAUGUUCUAUGAAUAAUUUUUUUAAAAAGAAGCCUAAGCACAAGACUGGCUGUGUUGAUAUUUUAAUUGUGGAACUUCACAAUUUGUUAAUACGUAAAUUGUUUGUUUUUUAAAAACUGCUCAUAUCCAAUUAUUUGAUGAAACAAGUUUUGGAAAAAAAUAAACUUUGGCACAUGCAA
This is a messenger RNA of Corapipo altera (White-ruffed manakin), 6576 nucleotides long. RefSeq names its product prefoldin subunit 3. Bases 324 to 2375 code for a protein of 683 amino acids. Gene Ontology annotation, cellular component: clathrin-coated vesicle; cytoplasm; prefoldin complex. The record is from RefSeq and is a predicted model, not a curated record. Gene Ontology annotation, biological process: tubulin complex assembly; protein folding; synaptic vesicle budding from presynaptic endocytic zone membrane. Gene Ontology annotation, molecular function: SNARE binding; tubulin binding; phosphatidylinositol-4,5-bisphosphate binding. NCBI's taxonomy places the organism in Eukaryota, Metazoa, Chordata, Aves, Passeriformes, Pipridae. The transcript has 23 exons.